GGACCUGAUUUCGUUUACGUGAAAUCGCCCUUUAUUAUUUCGAAAUCGUUUUAUCCGAUUUUUCUGCUGGUCACAAGUCAUCCUAGACCAAGUUGAAACGUCGACUAAAUGAUGCUCGAAUGGUCGAGCCACUUUAAAGUUUCCCAUCCCUCUUAUUGCCCUUAGUCUCUCUUUACUUUCAUAUUGUCUACUAUUUCCUGCCAACUCUCUAUGAAUUUUGGUAAGUCACAUAUCUUCCAAUUCACAGCUGCCUUAAGUACAUGAUUUGCGCUUUCCGAAUUGUUACUUGUUACAGAAAAAUGAAAUACGCAGUAUUUGGCGAUAGUUAUAUUUCCAGAUUAGAAAGAUAUACUCAUGGCAAACUAGAAAUCAACAGACAAUGCAAGUUCUUUGGUGUUCCUGGCAUGUCUACCACAAAGAAAUUCCAAGAUGCUUUUGAACAAUUACUAGCAUAUCGUCCAAGAUAUGUGUUCCUGAACUUGGGAGGAAAUUCAUUUAUCGCCGACUGUAAUCCACAUACUGUGUAUUUAGAGAUAAUUGACAUUGUAGACAAAAUGUACAAAGCUGGUGUGCAGCGUGUAUUUGUUGCUAGCAUUAUAGAGCGGGGAAAAUUCCCGCACUGGACUGGACUCAAUCGGUCCAUUUUCAACAAGAUGAGAAAUUCGGUCAACUCGAAAUUGAAAAAAUACUACAGAGAAGAUUUCAUUCAGAUAGGGAAAAGACUAAAAUUCGAUAGACAUUACGACGACGAUAAAGUGUAUCCAGGUUUACAACAAGGUGGACUGAAAUUAUUUAAGUACUGUGUGCUGAAUGCAUUAAAAAAAACGUUGUGA
Ruditapes philippinarum (Manila clam) is the source of this 833-nucleotide messenger RNA. RefSeq lists its product as uncharacterized. Bases 261 to 833 code for a protein of 190 amino acids. Lineage: Eukaryota; Metazoa; Mollusca; Bivalvia; Venerida; Veneridae. The transcript is spliced from 2 exons. The record is from RefSeq and is a predicted model, not a curated record.